This is a messenger RNA of Diachasmimorpha longicaudata, 2353 nucleotides long. It is a transcript of the gene wds, whose product is annotated as protein will die slowly. Gene Ontology annotation, molecular function: protein binding; RNA polymerase II general transcription initiation factor activity. The transcript has 9 exons. Bases 1020 to 2024 code for a protein of 334 amino acids. The record is from RefSeq and is a predicted model, not a curated record. Gene Ontology annotation, cellular component: transcription factor TFIID complex. Gene Ontology annotation, biological process: transcription initiation at RNA polymerase II promoter. Lineage: Eukaryota; Metazoa; Arthropoda; Insecta; Hymenoptera; Braconidae.
GAACAUUGCUGGUGGGCCUGGAUUUCAUCCUUUUGUAUACCUGUCCCUGCUGCAGUAAAUGGAUCAACAUUUAUGGGAAAUCUUCACUACAAUUCUAAGAAGGCACCGUCAUGUGGAAUGUUGUCAGGGCUUGGGGAACUCGAUGAACUUUCACUUUAAACAAAUGCUUUCAAGGAUUAUCUUCACUGGAAAUUUAUGGUAAGGAUUCGAGUUGUGUGUUAUUGAUGGACGAACACAGAGAAUCAUCUUUGUCAUGUGAGUUUUUUUAAAUAUCCCGCACGUAAAGAGAGCUGAGGAGCUCUUAUGAACACAUCACGAGCAAAUACACACACACAUUGAAUUGAUUGGUAUGUGGAUAGCCAACAGGUGAUUACUUUCCGCAAAAUUAAUUAAUUCUGUUAUUUGUACUGGGUUUGGACGUGUUUGUAGGGGGCUUAAAAUGUUUGGUAGUUUUUCGUUUACUUUAGAAUAAAUACUGGAGGUGGUGAACUCUGUGUGCCACAUACUGAACCCUCAUGCUGAUAGGGUAUAUCAAAGAAGAUUGACUGAAGAUCCUCUUCGGCCCAGGAUUUGCAUGUGGCGCCCUCCCUCUUCUGGGAUGAGGUCCUACGAUGCUGCUGGUGGCAGCCAAACAAUCCCCAGGUCGGUGCCUCGGGAGUAGCGUUGCCCAGAGUCAUGAACUUGAACUAACCGCAUUUUUUUAAUACUUGUUGUGCCCAUUGGCCAUUGGAGUGGGUUUAGUGCAUAGCGCGUUUUCUCCCGGACGCCAUCCACAUUACAAAUGUCACUUCAAUUCAUCAAAUUAUCCAGUUGCCUCUGAACCAAGCGAAUUUUCCGAAGACAAGUAAACAGCACGGCUUAUUGGAAUAACAAAUUAAGAGGAAAAUUGUUGCUGAAUUGAGGGAAAAUACAAGACACCCAGGUUGACUCCAACAAUCGCCUCAUAACCUAAAAACUUAAAUUGACCCGCCUUGUGUUUUCUUCACUCAUGUAAAACGCAUUUGAUUGAUUUAAACGAAAUGGUACCUCUCGGCUUAUCACCAGGUCACCAGACCUCUGUUAAUAACACAUCGUCCACUCCUACAAGUGGUUCAAAAGCAAGUUCAACUCUGAAACCGAAUUACACUCUGAAAUACACACUUGCCGGACACACGAAAGCUGUAUCGUCUGUUAAGUUCAGCCCCAAUGGUGAAUGGUUGGCCAGCUCAUCUGCUGAUAAACUUAUAAAAAUAUGGGGGUCUUACGAUGGGAAGUUUGAGAAAACAAUAUCCGGACAUAAGUUGGGUAUAUCGGACGUAGCGUGGUCCAGUGAUAGCAGGCUGCUCGUUUCAGCAUCCGAUGACAAAACACUUAAAAUUUGGGAACUCAGCUCUGGAAAGUGUUUGAAGACCCUAAAAGGUCACAGUAAUUACGUAUUUUGCUGUAAUUUUAAUCCACAAUCGAACCUCAUCGUUUCUGGAUCUUUCGAUGAAAGUGUCAGGAUCUGGGAUGUAAGAACAGGGAAGUGUUUGAAAACAUUGCCAGCUCAUUCAGAUCCAGUGAGCGCUGUUCACUUCAACAGAGAUGGCUCACUAAUCGUGUCCAGCAGUUACGACGGUUUAUGUCGAAUAUGGGAUACCGCAUCUGGACAGUGUCUGAAGACGUUGAUCGAUGAUGAUAAUCCUCCUGUAUCUUUUGUGAAAUUUUCACCGAAUGGAAAAUACAUUCUGGCAGCGACAUUAGACAAUACACUUAAGCUCUGGGAUUACAGCAAAGGAAAAUGUCUGAAAACCUACACUGGUCAUCGUAAUGAAAAAUACUGUAUAUUUGCGAAUUUCUCUGUGACCGGAGGCAAAUGGAUUGUUUCUGGCUCAGAGGACAAUAUGGUUUACAUCUGGAAUUUGCAAACAAAGGAUAUUGUACAGAAACUUCAGGGACACACAGACGUUGUUCUCUGUACGACGUGUCAUCCAACGGAUAAUAUAAUUGCAUCGGCGGCAUUAGAAAAUGAUAAAACGAUAAAAUUGUGGAAAAGUGACACGUAGACGUAAACCAUAGAAAUAAGAGCUGUCAUUCAUCAUGUACAAAUUGAAAACGCAAUUUGCGAAAAGAACCGGCAAUAGUUCAACACUCAUUGUAUGAAUUAGGCAAAGUUGCGAGAAUUUUAUUUUCGUAUAAAAAUGAUAAAAAUUCAUUUGCAAUCUCUCUUCAGGAUAAUGCAAGACAAUUAUUUAUAAAUGAAGAAUUGUAUUCCCUUUGUUUUUGCAAAUGCAAAAUAAGCUUCCAAAGUUCGACUAUUGUACUGCAAGAAUCACAACCCAUUAUCAUUAUAAAAAUAUUGUUUGCCGUAAAUAAAGAUGUUUUCCAUUUGUAA